AUGGCAAAAGCACGUGGCAGCAUCAGAUCCACAAACCCACCUGCCCCACCUCCAUCCGAUGCUAUGCCAUCCUACCCGAAGCCUGCCCAACUCUCACGCCCUCCAUCCACAACCCCUGCCACUGCCGCUGCUCUUUCUAUCCUGGAGCUUGCUAGAUCCGACCCACCACCAGCUGCAGCUCCUAAGCAUCCCAUGGUCACCCGUGCUAAAACAGGUCACCUAAAGCCUCGCACAUUCUCCACCGUGGUUCCUCCAGCUGCUCCAUCUUCAUAUUCGCAAGCUAGCUCAGAUCCAUAG
Molecule: messenger RNA, 297 nt
Organism: Dovyalis caffra
Lineage: Eukaryota; Viridiplantae; Streptophyta; Magnoliopsida; Malpighiales; Salicaceae
Source: the annotation of a GenBank genome assembly